This is a messenger RNA of Prunus armeniaca (apricot), 1275 nucleotides long. The record is from the annotation of a GenBank genome assembly. NCBI's taxonomy places the organism in Eukaryota, Viridiplantae, Streptophyta, Magnoliopsida, Rosales, Rosaceae.
AUGGCAGGCAGCAAUGUUAGUGAGCACUCCAUGAUGCAAAUUAGGGAUGAGGACAGAAGAUAUGAUGUGAUUGCAGAAAAUAAUGGGAACAUGGCAACCUUGAGUGAAAAUAGAAAUGCCGUGGAAUUAAUAGUGUCCUCAAUUCGAGGAAGGAUUCAGCAGCAGCCUCCACGUCCCGCUUGUAGUUGCAUAUUUAGAAUCCCUAAUAUACUACGCAGGCAUAAUGAAAAAGCCUUUGUUCCAGAUUUAAUUUCAAUAGGGCCAUUUCACCACGGAGAAAAGGACCUGCAAGUCAUGGAAGAGAUUAAGCUAUGGUAUUUGCAUUGCCUCCUUGGUCGAAAUCCAACUUCAGAGACCAGUUUGGAAUACUUGGUCGAUGCCAUGAGAAGUAUGGAGCAACACUGUCGAGAUUGUUAUGAAGAAAGAAUUGAUAUGAGUAGUGAAAAAUUUGUGGAAAUGAUGGUGGUUGACGGUUGCUUUAUCAUUGAAGUCUUCCGCAAGUAUGCAAAAGAGCUUCCUUGGAAAGUCGUUGACUGUUUAUUCCACCACACAAAGGAAAAAGAUAAACCAGAAUCCAAAGCUCUACUCCUGCUUGCUGUGGAAUUCUUUGAGGGGCCUGAAUUCGACCAGGAUCCACACGCCGACAGACCAUUGGAAACUAAGCAUUUACCUGAUGUCAUAAGAAACUCUUUACUUGCCUUGUACCCGCAAGCAGAAACUCAUAGUUAUUGGGAACCGAUUCCUUCUGUCACAGAACUUCUACAAGCUGGUGUCGAAUUUAAAGUUAGAAGCGAUACUUGGGACAACAUGCUCGACAUAACCUUCAAAAAUGGAGUUAUGGAAAUCCCACCAAUAGAGAUCGAAUACAAUGCAGAGUCUCUCUUCAGAAACCUCAUCGCCUAUGAACAGUGUGAUCCAAGCAUCAUGACUUGUAGCAUUACCUCGUACGCUGUCAUCUUGGAUAGCCUUAUUAACACUAGCAAAGAUGCGGACUUUCUCAUUCAGAAAGAAAUCAUAGUUACAAAAUUGAGCAAGGAGGACAUAGCCUGUCUCUUCAAUAAGCUUUACAGUCACACUAUAGUUGGCAAUUUCUGUUACGCGGAACUCACCAAGAAUGUGAAUGCAUAUUAUCAGGACCGCUGGCACAGAUGGCAAACAAUUCUCAGACGUGAUUAUUUCAGCAAUCCAUGGUCAAUCUUUUCGCUUGCUGCCGCACUCUUGAUCCUAGGUUUUACCUUCUUGCAAACCUUGUAUUCCCUUCUGACUAACUACUAG